Mytilinidion resinicola is the source of this 953-nucleotide messenger RNA. RefSeq lists its product as uncharacterized. Gene Ontology annotation, biological process: RNA processing; mitochondrial translation. Gene Ontology annotation, molecular function: ribonuclease III activity; structural constituent of ribosome. The coding region runs from base 87 to 662 and encodes 191 amino acids. Lineage: Eukaryota; Fungi; Ascomycota; Dothideomycetes; Mytilinidiales; Mytilinidiaceae. Gene Ontology annotation, cellular component: mitochondrial large ribosomal subunit. The record is from RefSeq and is a predicted model, not a curated record. The transcript is spliced from 3 exons.
CCUUCACCACCACCCCCCCGGCGCCCCUCGCGCACCACGACACGACCGCCUCCCCGCGCCCGCGCUGGCAGCAAACGCCCUCGCGCAUGGCCGCGCCCUUCCGCACGCGGCCCAAGCCCGACGGGCCGGCGUACGUCGUCAACAGCGACCCGCGGCGGCUCGACGCCGUGUACGCCAAGCUGCUGGGCGAAGCCGCACCGCUGAGCGACGAGGUCAAGUGGCUGGCCGUCACGCAUAAGAGCUUUGAUCACGGGCGGCGCGGGUUCAAUGAUCGGUUGGCGGUGCUGGGUCGUCGAGUGAUAUCCCUCCAAACCUCCCUUGCGCUGCUCAACUCGACCCCGAGUUCUACCCCAGCGGCGCCGGAUGCCUACAACCGCGUCCCCGUGGCGCACCCGGCGCUCGCGGGUCUUGGGGGGUUGACGGCGGAGACGAAGGCGGAGGUGCUGAGCAAGGCGCGCUUGGCGGGGCUGGCGGAGCGGUAUGGGCUGGAUAAGGUGACGCGGUGGAAGCCGAAGAAGACGGAUAAUCUCCACGGCUCUGGUAUCGAAGUUGUGAUUACGACGAGUCUGUAUGCGAUUGUGGGCGCGGUGGCGCUGGAGAAGGGGGGCCAUGUGGCGGAGCGGGUUGUGAGGGAGAAAAUCUUGACGCCGUUGGGGCUAUGAGGAAGGAUAGCGGUAGUGGAAAAUAGAGGGCGUAAACGGGGGGUAAUGCUGUAAAACAGAGGUGUACCAUAUCAAAACAGAGGGUAAAAGGGUAAAAGAAGCAGCAAGAGCGUGUCCACGGGCAGAGUCGUGGCACAGGCGUGUAGGCUGAUAGAAUUUCUUGUAAAUAUCAUAGACACGCAAGAAGAUCACCCAACAAAGAGGUUGACUCUUCAUCCGCAGCAUAGACGAAACGCACGUUGAAUGAGUGAAUGUACUCGUCUUUAUCGGGUCAUUCGUAUGUAUGUACAU